Molecule: messenger RNA, 3825 nt
Organism: Spinacia oleracea (spinach)
Lineage: Eukaryota; Viridiplantae; Streptophyta; Magnoliopsida; Caryophyllales; Amaranthaceae
Exons: 3
Coding region: 1-3825 (1274 amino acids)
Molecular function (GO): RNA-DNA hybrid ribonuclease activity; nucleic acid binding
Source: RefSeq, a predicted model, not a curated record
AUGGAAGAAAGGGCACAGGAUUCCCCACCCCCCCCCCCCCCACAGAUUCAGAGCAACAUCUCGGCGUUGUCUCAAAGAUUCACACCACAACAGCUGCUGACGGCUUCGGCCGUCAUGAAGGCUAUGGCUGAACUUGAAAACCCGGGUAGAAGAAAAAGGCAUAGCUCUCGGCGCAGAGAAAGGUCUACUAGACGUCGAGAGUCGGUGUCAGAACAAGAAGGGUCGAUUCCUGCUGGUAGGGAAUCGACACCGUACCACGAGGAGUACAUCGUACAGUCUCCACAGCCGGGUUGGAAUAGAUAUGAAGGAUAUCUACCUCAUCAGGAGCCGAUGAAGCGAACCAUAUACCCCAAAGACUCCCCACUAUGCAGGGGUAUACUGGAGCAACCUAUGGAGAAAGUAAAGAUGCCGACGUGCAAAUACAACGGAACCACAGACCCCGAAAAUCAUUCCACCGCUUUCGAACAACACAUGAUGCUGUAUUCUGACUCAGAUGCCAUGUGGUGCAAAGUGUUCCAAACCACCUUAUCAGGGGUGGCAGCCGAUUGGUAUAAGAAGUUGCCGGCUGGAUCGAUAUUCAGUUUUCGGCAGAUACAAGAGGACUUUGUAAGGCGAUUCAUUAGCAAGGUUGAACGAAAGAAAACAUCUGGAGAGCUGAUGUCAAUCUCACAAAGGCCGAAAGAACCGCUGAGAGAGUACCUUACUCGGUUUAACAACGAAUCCAUCACCAUACCAGAUUUACAGCAGGAAAUAGCCGUCUUGGCUCUGUUGAGAGGGAUGCAAGAAUGCGAGUUCAAAAGGUACCUGGGAAGAAAAUCAUUUACCUCGCUGGGGGAGGCCUUGAGAAAAGCAAAUGAGUAUAUCAGGAGCGAUGAGCUGAUGCUAAUAUCACCCAUGGGGGGAAAUCAGGCAGUACAAUCGGCCAGGAAGGAUCAUGUUCCCAUACAGCAACACAAUUACCGGAAAGAUAACAGUAGAAAGGAGGGCCAUCAGCAGAGAGGGGGAUAUCCGAAUAGACAACAGCCGGUAGGGGCUUAUCAGGUGUACACUCCCCUGAACACCGCCAGAGCCACCAUCUACGCAGUUAAUAAAUCGGCAGCGUGGAGAAAACCGUUAAUGAUGGAUACCCCAGGUAACAAUAAGAACUUUUGUGCUUUUCAUAAUGAUCAUGGUCAUUACACGGAGCAUUGUAAAGAGCUCAAGGAUAACAUCGAAGAGCUGGUAAGAAGGGGAUACCUAUCCCAGUACAGGGUUCGACAGGAAGGCCAGGGAGGAAAUAAUAGACAGGGGAGUUCGCAUAGUCAUGCCCCAUAUACACCUACUCAGCCGGGGUAUUCACAGCCCACUGGUAGGAUUGAACAGGCACCACCAUCCCUGCAAGAAAUCCGGUCAUUACCGGAAACAAGCAAAGAUGGGGCCGAUAGGGGAAAAAGACCCACUGUCUGGGUGAUCUCUGGAGGGCCCGUGCAUGGAGGCACAGUUAGCGGGGCGAUAAGAAAUCUAGAGGAGCACCGGCACCUGGUGAGUUACCAUAGCGCAAGGAAAUGGCCGGAACCAACCCCCCUACCGGUCAUUGCGUUCACUUCGGACGAUUGCCGCGGCAUAAUAUAUCCCCACGAUGACCCGCUGGUACUGGAACUUGAGAUAGCAAACUUCCCCGUCAAGAGAUGCCUGAUUGAUGGAGGCAGCUCUGCGAACAUCAUAUUUUGGGAAGCUUUCACUCAGCUGAACAUAGAUCACGGAGAGUUAGCAAGGGUGAGCUAUCCCGUUAUCGGAUUCUCUGGGGCCAGCGUCUACCCAGAGGGCAGUAUCCGUUUACCGGUUCAAGUGGGCAGAGGAUCAUCAGUCAGGGACUUAAUGGUCGACUUUUUGGUGAUAAAAGUACCAGCAGCGUAUAACGUAAUAAUUGGUCGACCAUUUAUUCAUGACGCGCAGGCGGUGGUGUUCACAUAUCAUUUGACCAUGAUAUAUCUCUCAAAUCUCGAAAGAACAGAAAGGGUACAUGGCAGUCAGGAGACUGCCAGAUCGUGUUAUCUGACAGCGAUAAAGGCACCAGGAAGGAUGGUGCCGAAAACCAACCUUGCCCGAGAAGCAAACAUGCCAACCAAAAGAAAGAGAGGGGAUCUGAGCAUGGAAAAUUUUGAUGAAAGGCCUGUCUGCAUCCCAAGGCCGGCUGCAGAUGGAGAAACUCGGGAAAUUGAAUUGAUAGAGGGAGUUCCAGAAAGAACGGUACGAAUAGGUGCCGAUAUGGAGGCAGAUCAGCAGGUCAAUCUUAUCGGCCUGUUACGAGAACAUGCAGACGUCUUUGCCUUCUCUGCAGAUGAAAUGCCCGGUAUCAGCCCGGACAUUAUAGUGCAUCGUCUGAAUGUAGAUAAGUCAGUCAGGCCGGUAAAGCAAAAGAAGAGAAAUUUCUCCAAUGAAAAAAAUGCUGCAAUAAAAGAAGAAGUAGAAAAAUUGCUGGAAGCAGGUUGGCGAAUGUGCGUAGAUUUUACCAACCUGAAUGGGGCAUGCCCCAAGGACUGCUAUCCAUUGCCACGAAUCGAUAGACUGGUAGAUUCAACAAGUGGCCACGCUCUUUUGAGUUUCCUGGAUGCCUUUUCAGGGUAUCACCAAGUCAGUUUGUGUAAGGCCGAUAGAAAGAAGGUCGCCUUCAUCACAGAUUCAGGGGUAUACAGCUAUAAGGCUAUGCCGUUUGGGCUGAAGAAUGCAGGAGCAACCUACCAGAAGUUGGUGGAUAAGGUAUUUGCUUCCCAGAAAGGGAGGAACGUAGAGGUAUAUGUGGAUGACUCAAUAGUUAAAAGCCGAUUGGCCAGCGACCACAUCGACGACUUGAGAGAAACUUUCGAAACUCUAAGGAGGUUCAGGAUGAAGUUAAAUCCCAAGAAAUGUGUAUUCGGGGUCCGAUCAGGAAAGUUCUUGGGUUUUCUAGUAAGCGAAAGGGGAAUCGAUGCCAAUCCAGAUAAGGUAGAUGCAAUUAUGAAUCUACCAGAAUCCGGUUGCAUAAAAGACGUGCAAAAGUUAACAGGAAGAAUGGCCGCACUGACCCGGUUCAUUAGCAAAUCAGCAGACAGGUCGUUGCCCUUUUUCAACGUGUUAAAGCAAAACAAGAAAUUCAAAUGGGGAGAAAAAGAAAAAGCAGCUUUUGAGGCAGUAAAACGGCACCUGCAAGCCUUACCCACAAUAGCUCGACCAGAUGAAGGAGACACACUGCAGCUAUACAUAUCUGCUUCUCAACACACAGUGGCAGCAGUACUGAUCAUAGAGAAAGAUAAAACACAAAUACCGGUGUACUUUGUCAGUCACAUCCUGCAAGAAGCAGAAACGAGGUACUCCUUGAUAGAAAAGUUGGGGUUGGCAGUACUGAUUGCAGCCAGAAAGCUGAGACCUUACUUUGAUGCACACGGAAUCCAAGUCCUCACAAACUACCCACUGGAAAAAGCAAUGCAAAAAAUGGACACAUCAGGUAGACUCCUAAAAUGGGCGAUUGAACUAUCAGAGUUUCACAUGGAGUAUCGGCCCAGAAUGGCUAUAAAAGCCCAAGCGCUGUCUGACUUCAUAGUCGAAGCAUCAUACCAGGAGGAGGAAAUAAAGGAAGGAAAAUGGGAAGUAGCAGUAGACGGCUCUGUCACCAAAUCAGGUGCAGGAGCAGGGGUAAUAGUUACCUCACCAGAAGGAGAUCAGUUCGAAUAUGCUAUUAAGUUCUCUUUCCAGGCGUCAAACAACGAGGCAGAAUACGAAGCCGCAAUCGCUGGCAUACAGAUCUGCGCGACAGCUGGUGCUCGUAGGCUCACACUCACAACCGACUCACAGCUGGUAGCAAACUAG